AUGUCUCGCUCGCAAUCUCGCUAUUCCUUCGAUGUCCCAAACCCUUGCAUCGACUUUGCGACUCUGAACGACGAUGAUGUGCACAAUGCCGACUCCUGGUUCGACCAAAAAGCCAACCUGGAGAACAUCCCUCCUGCGGAAAAUCUGGCAAAGGUCUUGCAGAACAGCCCCGCUUUUUCAAAGCCUGAUCUUGUCCUGUCUUCUGUCACACCACAAGAAGUAACAAUGGGUGAAAGCCAUGGCGAAGGGGACGGUGAAUGCACGCAGCCCGCUGUGAAUCCUGGGAAUAUUGUUGAAUCCCUGUCGAGCUGGAGAGCGGCUGUUCCUGCCGUGGCCUCUCAAAGGGCGGGUAGAAGACCGGCUACGAAGCAGAAGAAAACACGGCAGCGCAAACGGCCGGCUCAAGUCCACACGGAGAGAAGUGUUACUGCUGCGGUCAACAAGGAAGAGAUUCCACCCUCGAAGAAAAUAAGAAUCCUUAGAGCGUCAGGGAAAUCUAGACGCUCGGUACCGGGGCGUGUGGCGAAUUCUCACAGCAGAGAGAAGCUGACAGAAGUAGCCAUGAAGAAGGAGCCCCUGCAGAAUCCUGACCUCUCCCCAGGGAGAGGGAAAAGCAAACUGACCGUGCCCUCCACGCCAACAAUGUUAAAGAGAACCCAUCUUUCUGGCAAGCUGAAGAGUACGGAGGAGCAGGAGCUGGAAAAGAUGCAGCAGUUGCAGCGGGAGGUUAUGGAGUUGCGGAAGAAGAACGAGGAGUCUCUGAAAGCAGCUAUUGCUGGGGCAGGACAACCUGUGAAGAGAGCUGUUGGUCAAGUAACAAAGCCAAUUGACUUCCACUUCUGCACGGAGAACAGAAUUAAACAAAAUGUGGAAAGCCAGCCUGGGAACGAGUACAAGGAACUGGAUUUUAAGGCGGGCCUGAGAAAGCAUCCUCCUUCUCCGGGACGAAUGCCGAAGGGACCCACUGUCCCCAAACCCUUCAAUCUGUCCUACGGAAACAAAAGAAGAUUUGAGGAAACGACAUCAGAAUACGUGUCCCUUGCUGAGCAGAUAGAAGCAUUCCAAAAGUCCACACCCUCUCGUUACCAUUUGAGGAGCAGGAAAUCUGAUGAAGGCCCAGCUCCUGGAAAGCUGGUGAAAGCUCGGCUAACAAACCCUAAAACGCCUCUGCUUCUGACAAAGCAGCGCUUCCGGCCUGUCACCUGCAAAACUGCAGCGGAGUUAGAAGCGGAGGAAAUAGAGAAAAUUCAACAGUACAAAUUCAAAGCGCGAGAACUCGAUCACAAAAUCUUUGAGGGUGGCCCGCUCCUGCCCAAGAAACCUGUUGUGAAGGAACUCACCCAACCCAUUGGCUUUGAAUUGGAAAUAGAAAAAAGGAUCCAGGAACGUGAGAGUAAGAAGCAGCAGGAGGAAGAGCAUUUUGAAUUCCAUUCCAGGCCAUGUCCAACAAAAAUCCUGGAGGACGUUGUGGGUGUUCCAGAGAAGAAAGUGCUUCCUGUUACAGUCCCCAAGUCUCCAGCCUUCACCUUGAAAAGCAGAACCCGAGUGUCUGGCAAAGAUGAGGAAAAGGAGAAAGAAGCGGUCCCUGUGAUCAAAGCGAACCCUAUGCCACACUACGGGGUGCCCUUCAAACCAAAAAUGCCAGACCAGAGGCACGUGCACGUUUGUCCCUUCUCUUUCGAUGCCCGCGACAGAGAGCGGCAGAUCCAGAAAGAGAAAAAAAUAGAAGAAUUGCAGAAGGAAGAGGUGCCGAAGUUCAAAGCGCUGCCUCUGCCUCACUUUGACCACGUUAAGCUCCCAGAAAAGAAGGUCAAAACUCCAACCCAGCCGGAACCCUUCAAUCUGCAGGUGGAUGAACGGGGAGCUGCCAAGCUGCAGAGCUGGAAACACCAGCUUGAGGAAGACCUGAAAAAACAGAAAGAGGCAGCAUGUUUUAAAGCUCGGCCCAACACCGUGGUGUACCAGGAACCUUUUGUGCCUAAAAAGGAAAAUAAGCUGUUGUCAGAGAGCCUUUCUGGUUCUGUAGUUCCUGAAAACUUUGAGCUGGCAACGGAAAAAAGAGCUAAAGAGCGGCAAGCGUUUGAAAAACACUUGGCAAACAGAGAAGCCAUAAAGGAGAGAUAUCGGGAGCAGAUGAGGCAGCAGCAAGAGGAGCGGGAGAAGGAAGAAGUCACUAAGCUAAGGCAAGAAAUGGUCCACAAGGCAAACCCGAUACGCAAAUACCGUAGCGUGGAAGUGAAGCCCAGCGAUCAGCCCCUGACCAUGCCCAAGUCUCCCAACUUCUCGGAUAGAUUCCGGUGCUGA
This is a messenger RNA of Eurypyga helias (sunbittern), 2304 nucleotides long. It is a transcript of the gene TPX2, whose product is annotated as TPX2, microtubule-associated. The record is from RefSeq and is a predicted model, not a curated record. Bases 1 to 2304 code for a protein of 767 amino acids. Lineage: Eukaryota; Metazoa; Chordata; Aves; Eurypygiformes; Eurypygidae. Gene Ontology annotation, biological process: activation of protein kinase activity; regulation of mitotic spindle organization. Gene Ontology annotation, cellular component: microtubule; spindle. The transcript is spliced from 17 exons.